Messenger RNA from Magallana angulata, 590 nucleotides. RefSeq lists its product as uncharacterized. The coding region runs from base 70 to 519 and encodes 149 amino acids. The record is from RefSeq and is a predicted model, not a curated record. The transcript is spliced from 2 exons. NCBI's taxonomy places the organism in Eukaryota, Metazoa, Mollusca, Bivalvia, Ostreida, Ostreidae. Gene Ontology annotation, molecular function: DNA binding. Gene Ontology annotation, biological process: DNA integration; DNA recombination.
GAAGUAAAACACGACUGUGGACCCGACGGACCUCGGAAUUUAUUUCAUGUGUACCAAACUUACAUUGACAUGGUUGGACCGGGAAGCAUGUACCGUCGUCCAUUAGCAGGUGAGGGACUGAAGUAUUCCAAGCAGGUCAUGGGAGUAAACAAACUCGGGAAAAUCAUCAAGGAUAUGUGUAGUGGGGCUGGCUUCCAUGGGAAUUUCUCCAACCAUUCGGGCAAACGAACAUGUGCUACAAAUCUAUUUCAAUCAGGAAUAGAGGAACAGCUUGUAAUGUCCAGAACAGGACACAGAAGCACGGCAGUUCGGAACUACAAACGACCAAGCCAGGAACAACUUAGUGCAGUAAGCAUGGCGCUAAAUCCACCGAAAUUGGGCUCGGAAGAAAACGAAUGCGCGGCAGAAUUCGAAGCCAAUAAUAGCAAACUUCCAAAGUUAAUGGUUGAUCCAAUGCGCACCCCAAUGAUCAACAUUACAAACUGUAAUGUCCAUAUUUUUGAUGCAGGAAACAAGUAGGCCUAAUGUGUAUAUUGAUCACGUAACAUUUUAAAGAACUGUUCAGUUUUUGUUUCAAACUGUUAAAGAAA